ACUCGCGCUCAGCGACCUCCCUCCCGGGCCCUGGGGACGGCUGCGGGCUGCCAGGGGAGCCAAAGGACCCCACCCCCUCCGUGGUCCCUUCCCCACCGUCCCUCCUCUCCCUCCUUGCUCUCUGCCACCCCUUUUUCUGGGUCUCUGUCUUCUCUUCCUCAAAUCCUCUCUCCCCUCCUCCUCCUCCCUGAGACUGGACCUUACUGCCUGUAUGGUGGGGGCCUGGUAUGGACCUGUCGGCCCGAAGUAUCCAGAUGGUGGCUGGUUCUCUCGGUCCCAGCUGCCCGGCCUGAGGCUGGGGCUGUUUACACCGCAAAGCCGGUUCUGCAGCGGCCAGUGGGCGGUGCCCUGCGCUUCCCAGUGCCCUCCCACAGUGGCCAUUGCUUCAGAGGACGACUUUCAGCAUAGUUCAAACUCCACCUACAGAACCAUAGGCAGCAGUCUCCAAGCUGACCAGGAGGCACUGCUUGAGAAGCUACUGGACCACCCGCCCCCUGGCCUACAGAGGCCCGAGGACCGCUUCUAUGGCACAUACAUCAUCUUCUUCAGCCUGGGCAUUGGCAGUCUACUGCCAUGGAACUUCCUUGUCACUGCCAAGGAGUACUGGAUGUUCAAACUCGGCAACUCCUCCAGCCCAGCCACAGGGGAGGACCCUGAGGGCUCAGACAUCCUGAACUACUUUGAGAGCUACCUUGCCGUUGCCUCCACCGUGCCCUCCAUGCUGUGCCUGGUGGCCAACUUCCUGCUUGUCAACAGGGUUGCGGUCCACAUCCGUGUCCUGGCCUCACUGACGGUCAUCCUGGCCAUCUUCAUGGUGAUAACCGCACUGGUGAAGGUGGACACCUCCUCCUGGACCCGUGGCUUUUUUGCUGUCACCAUUGUCUGCAUGGUGAUCCUCAGCGGUGCCUCCACUGUCUUCAGCAGCAGCAUCUAUGGCAUGACCGGCUCCUUCCCUAUGAGAAACUCCCAGGCACUGAUAUCAGGAGGAGCCAUGGGCGGGACAGUCAGCGCCGUGGCCUCCCUGGUGGACUUGGCUGCAUCCAGUGAUGUGAGGGACAGCGCCCUGGCCUUCUUCCUGACAGCCACCAUCUUCCUCGUGCUCUGCAUGGGACUCUACCUGCUGCUGUCCAGGCUAGAGUAUGCCAGGUACUACAUGAGGCCUGUUCUUGUGGCCCGUGUGUUUUCUGGUGAAGAGGAACUUCCUCAGGACUCCCCCAGUGUCCCUUUGGUGGCCUCCAGAUUCAAUGAUUCUCACACGCCCCCUCUCCGCCCCAUCCUGAAGAAGACGGCCAGCCUGGGCUUCUGUGUCACCUAUGUCUUCUUCAUCACCAGCCUCAUCUACCCUGCCGUCUGCGCCAACAUCGAGUCCCUUAACAAGGACUCAGGCUCACUGUGGACCACCAAGUUCUUCAUCCCCCUCACUACCUUCCUCCUGUACAACUUUGCUGACCUGUGUGGCCGGCAGCUCACCGCCUGGAUCCAGGUGCCAGGGCCCAACAGCAAGGCGCUGCCAGGGUUCGUGCUCCUCCGGACCUGCCUCAUCCCCCUCUUUGUGCUCUGUAACUACCAGCCCCGCGUCCACCUGAAGACCGUGGUCUUUCAGUCCGAUGUGUACCCUGCACUCCUCAGCUCCCUGCUGGGGCUCAGCAACGGCUACCUCAGCACCCUAGCCCUCCUCUAUGGGCCUAAGAUUGUGCCCAGAGAGCUGGCCGAGGCCACGGGGGUGGUGAUGUCCUUUUAUCUGUGCUUGGGCUUAACGCUGGGCUCAGCCUGCUCCACCCUCCUGGUGCACCUCAUCUAGGAGGGAGGACACAAGGACAUUGGUGCUUCAGAGCCUUGGAAGAUGAGGAGAGAGUGCAAGAAGGCUGGGGGCCAUGGAGGAGAGGCCUAGAGUUUCGCUUGGGACAGACAGCAGAGCACACUCCGGGCUCAUCCCUCCCAAGACGCCAGUGAGCCACGUCCAUGCCCAUUCCGUGCGAGGCAGAUAUUCCAGGCACGUUAACAGAACACUCUGAGACAGUUGAAGAAGAAAUAGUACAAAGCAGGGGUACUCCCUUCACAGCCGAUGGUUAACAUUCCACCUUCUUUCUAGCCCUUCAAAGGUGCUGCCAGUGUUCGCCCUAGAGUUGUUACAAAGCCAGUGCCAAAACCCAGCCAUGGGCUCUUUGCAUCCUCCCAGCUGUGCUCAUUCCAACUGACAGUGAGAUGCAAGCAAAUGCUCAGCCCUCCUUACCCUGAAGGGGUCUCCCUGGAAUGGAAUUCCCCCUGGCAUGGUCAGUCCUCAGGCCCAAGACUCAGACCCCUGUGUUCUGUGGGUGAACAACUGCCCACCAACCAGACUGGAAAACCCAGAAAGACGGGCCUUCCACGAAUGCUUCAUUCCAGAGGGACCAGAGGGCCUCCCUGUGCAAGGGAUCAAGUGUGUCUAGCCUGGGUUUUCAAAGAGGGAUCCUCAUGGCCUGGUGGUCUAUGGCCUGGGUCAAGAUGAGGGUCUUUUAGUGUUCCUAUUUACAACAUGUCAAAGCCAUUGGUUCAAGGGCAUAAUAAAUACUUGAGUAUUCUAUGUAA
This is a messenger RNA of Mandrillus leucophaeus (drill), 2568 nucleotides long. It is a transcript of the gene SLC29A3, whose product is annotated as solute carrier family 29 (equilibrative nucleoside transporter), member 3. The coding region runs from base 212 to 1801 and encodes 529 amino acids. NCBI's taxonomy places the organism in Eukaryota, Metazoa, Chordata, Mammalia, Primates, Cercopithecidae. The transcript is spliced from 6 exons. Gene Ontology annotation, biological process: nucleoside transmembrane transport. Gene Ontology annotation, cellular component: Golgi apparatus; plasma membrane. The record is from RefSeq and is a predicted model, not a curated record. Gene Ontology annotation, molecular function: nucleoside transmembrane transporter activity.